AACCCACGGGUGUAAUUUUUCAUCUGCCCAUGAUAAGGGAAUUUCAGAAACGUCUUAUUAACCUUAACUUGAUAUGGCAGUCAAUGUAAAAUUGAGAAUGGUACGGAGUUGUAUCCCCAUUAUCUUGUAAUUUUGUAAAUCAAUAUUAAAUCAUUAAUAACAAUUAAAAUAUGUCUCUUUCUAUUGCAGACUGAAUCAGAGAAAUGGAUUAUGAAAAUCAAACUUUGGUGGUAGAGUUUCUUCUCAUAGGCUUGACCAAUCACUUGUACCUCCAGGUUUUUCUUUUUGUGAUAUUUCUCUUGGUCUACCUCAUCACUUUCUUGGGAAACUUGGGGAUGAUCGCCCUUAUCUGGAUGAAUUCCCGUCUCCACACCCCGAUGUACUUUUUUCUCAGUCACUUGUCCUUUGUGGAUGUCUGUUCCUCUUCUGUCAUUGGCCCCAAAAUGUUGACGGAUAUCUUUGUGGAGAAAAAAGUUAUUUCUUUUUUUGGUUGUGCUGCCCAGCUCUGGUUUUUUGGUCAAUUUGUGGUGACUGAAUGUUUCCUCCUGGCUUCCAUGGCAUAUGACCGAUACAUAGCCAUUUGUAAACCCUUGCUGUAUACACUCACUAUGUCCCAGAAGGUUUGUGUGCAGCUGGUUGUAGGACCUUACGUCUUGGGUGUUCUCAGCACCAUGACCCAUACAACCUUCACCUUUCGCUUACCCUACUGUGGCCCAAAUAUUGUCAAUCAUUUCUUUUGUGACCUUCUCCCUGUUCUCUCUCUGGCAUGUGCAGACACCCGGGUCAAUACAUUUCUGCUUUUCAUCAUGGCUGGAGCCCUAGGUGUACUCAGCGGUGUGAUCAUCUUGGUGUCCUACAUUUACAUUGUCAUCGCCAUCUUGAGGAUAUGCUCUGCAGAGGGGAGGCGCAAGGCCUUCUCCACUUGCUCUUCCCACCUGACGGCUGUCUCCAUUCUCUAUGGGACACUCUUCUUUAUCUAUGUCCGUCCCAGUUCUAGUUUUUCCCUGGAUAUCAAUAAAGUGGUUUCUGUAUUCUACACAGCGGUGAUCCCCAUGUUGAACCCAAUUAUCUACAGCCUGAGAAAUAAGGAGGUCAAAGAUUCAUUCAGAAGGACAUUCGAAAAGAAGAAGUUCCUUAUGACUAAGUGAACUGGAAAGCCAUUUUUAUCACACAUAGAGAUGUGACACAGUCUAUGGAGUUGACAUCCACUAUUUAUUAUUCUGUAUGAUUGACAGGUCACACAACAUAUUUAGGUCAUAGUUUUCUCUUUUGAUUUCCUCCUGCUACAAUUAACAGGUGUAAGACUUAGAACCUAACACUAUAAUGAACAGAUUAUUAGAACAUGAAGAUUUGGGAAAUAUUCUCAAGCUUGUGUGACUCAAGCAUGGGAGGAUUUUCUGCAUUUGAAGUAAAUGGAACAUUUUU
Erinaceus europaeus (western European hedgehog) is the source of this 1425-nucleotide messenger RNA. RefSeq names its product olfactory receptor 5G25-like. The transcript has a single exon. NCBI's taxonomy places the organism in Eukaryota, Metazoa, Chordata, Mammalia, Eulipotyphla, Erinaceidae. The coding region runs from base 204 to 1148 and encodes 314 amino acids. Gene Ontology annotation, biological process: sensory perception of smell; G protein-coupled receptor signaling pathway. Gene Ontology annotation, molecular function: odorant binding; olfactory receptor activity; G protein-coupled receptor activity. Gene Ontology annotation, cellular component: membrane. The record is from RefSeq and is a predicted model, not a curated record.